Sitodiplosis mosellana (orange wheat blossom midge) is the source of this 1431-nucleotide messenger RNA. RefSeq lists its product as uncharacterized. NCBI's taxonomy places the organism in Eukaryota, Metazoa, Arthropoda, Insecta, Diptera, Cecidomyiidae. The transcript has 4 exons. The record is from RefSeq and is a predicted model, not a curated record. Bases 270 to 896 code for a protein of 208 amino acids.
AGUCAGCGGACAUACUUGCACAACUGCUAACCCAGAAAGCAAAAUAUACACAGUUCUUGAUUACACUUCACACUUAUCGGUCGACAAGCAGCUUUGGUGGAAGUGAUUUUUCGACCUGUCAGCACUAGUAUAAAUGUAAUUGUUGGCACAGUGCAAACCAAAAUUCUCUCUCUUAGCUACCUCCGUGUUGUAUGCACUCUCUAGCAUAUUUCUUCUCUGAAAGUGACUACAGGCAGACAUAUUUGCAUAAAUAAUUCAAUUCAGUGACAAUGCAUCGCUACAGUAUCGCACUUUUGGUAUUUCUAACGCUGUUUUGGUGUGGCCGUGCAAGUGCACAGUGCAAAGGUCUCGGUCAAUAUUGUACAUCACACAGCGAUUGUUGUUCGAAUAGUUGUCUAUCGUAUUCGUAUAGAUGUGUCGAGCUGCAUGAUAACCACCAAUAUGAUACUGAACUGGCCACGGUAAACAAUAUCGAGGAGCUAGUAAACAGAUUCGGUGGUGGUGGUGGUGGUGAUGUAGCUGCAACAAACACGUAUCAAACACAUCCGAGUGAGAUGACGUCAACAUCAUAUCCUGUUCAAACGGAUCAACCAACAACACUGACACCCCAUGAAAUUGGCUCCAGUGAAAGCAGUUGCCGGACUGAUGGAAAUUUGUGUUCAAGCUCGGAUCAGUGUUGCACGAAAUUUUGUUCAAAAAUCACGAAUUUAUGCAUUCAUCCUACAGCAGACAGCUUGUCAACGGAACAAAUAACAUCAUACACCAGACCGUCAUACUCAAGCAGUACAGCAAAUGCACCUUGCCAAGGAAUCGGACAAAAGUGCUAUGCAACAGCAAUCGAUGAAUGCUGCCCGCCGCUUCGUUGCCAUGGAUUUCUUCAUCAAUGUGUGACAUAAAAUUGUAUAAUGGAAUCUAAAGUAGCGCACACUCGUAUGCAAUUAAUUUGAUCAUUGGGUGAAACAUUAUCUAGUUAACGCGGCAAAACGUAGAUUGCCAACGCGAAUACCGCCAUUCGACAUCAUUUCAAAGGACUUAACGCACAAUCAAAUGAAAAUUCAAUUAUUCAGAAUUAAAUUAUUGCUAUAGAUAUGGAUAUACACACGCACAGCCAUAUUAUCAGUACUACACAACUGUAGAAGCAUUCAUUUGACUUAUUCCUUGUGAAUAAUAACAAUGCAUGCAAUGCUGUUCGUUUCCUAUUCAUACAUUUACAGUAAAACAAGCUCUCAAUCAACUGAGAAUUAUAUUUUUUUUUUGCUUUGAUUCCUUCUGUAUUAUAAAUUUAUCUAAAAAUUCAUUUGAUUUUUAUUUAUUUACUAAGUUUAAUAUUUUCAUAAUCCAGGCCAUUUUCUACAUUUUAUCAAUUUUUUCUGGUUUAAAAUAGAAAUAAUGAAGCGAAUGACGAUAAUAAAAAAAAUUGGUCAACACAUA